AUGUCAGCACCACGUCAACAACCUCUGCGCGAGGCUGGUUCAGGAGGAGCGCCGAUUCAGAAAAAGCCUUAUCCCUUCUGGCUGGGAGGAGCCAGCGCGUGCUGUGCAGCCACGAUAACGUAAGUAUCGACGUUGACGUCGAGCGCGACAUUUUGGUCCUUGCUGCAACGCUGACCAUGCUCCUCCCCCUCCUUGUCCAGACAUCCGCUAGAUCUGACGAAGUAUAGACUCCGUGCGUAGUCAGUCUUGUCUGCGCUGCAAAGUCCUCCGCUCCUUCAAGCCAUCUGACCCGCACCCUGUGACGACGACGCUUGGUAUUGUCUACAAUAGAGACCGCAACUGUCAAAAGAGGCAUGUUCGCUACCAUCAUCUCCACUGCCAAAUCAGAAGGCAUCACCAGCCUCUGGCAUGGUCUCACCGCCACCUGGCUACGACAGUUCAGCUACUCGUAAGUAGCUCACUCUCCGCAUAGCCUCCUAUCAUUCUCGCUCACAAGACUGCGUGCGCUUCGCUUUGCACACCGCACCUCUAUUCCCAAGUUUGACCCGAUUUGCUGUGUACGAAAAGACUAAGGCUUCCUUCUUAAGCGAAGGAAAGACAAAGCCGACCAGCUUGGAGCUGGCCUUUGCCGCAGGUCUUGGAGGUGGUGUAGCCUCGGUGGGUCAAUUUCUCGUUGCGUCUGACAGGAAGCUGCAUGAUUGUAUGCUGAGACCUAGUGCGAGUGGACACAGAUUGUGGGCAACCCUGCAGAGAUCGUUCUCGUGCGCACUUGCUCCGAUCUGAACAGAGCUCCAGCUGAGCGCUUUGCGUAUGGAAAUGCUGUCAAUGGACUUGUGCGUGUAGUCCGGGAUGAUGGAGUCAAGAUUUUGGUGCGCGGCAUGGAGGCCAAUGUGGUGAAGGGCGCGACUCUGAAUGUCGGUCAGCUGGCCGGGUGAGUGGAGGCCGAUGUGCCAGGCGUCAAAGCAAUGGAAUCAAAAGUUGAGCUCACACACAGCUCGCAUUCAGGUACGACUUUUUCAAGAAUCUCCUCGAAAACACCAAGGCAGUGCCCGACGGCAUGGUGGUGACAGCAGCGACCUUUUGCGCAGGAACAGCCGCAACGACUCUGGCGCAACCGGUAGAUUUCAUCAAGUCGCGCGUGCAGAACAAUAAAGAUCCAUCAGCCACGCUGGUCAGCAUCAUUCGGGGCGCCGUCAAGAAGGAUGGACCGACUGUUUUCUUUAGGGGCUGGACACCCGCUUGGCUCAGAUUGCAACCGCAAACCACUUUGCUCUUUUACUUCUUUGAGGCCUUCAAGGGCAUCAUAGACAAGCAGCGUCAGAACGCGGACAAGCUAGGCAGCUCGCAAGGUGUCGUCAAGCAGUAG
Molecule: messenger RNA, 1366 nt
Organism: Ceraceosorus bombacis
Lineage: Eukaryota; Fungi; Basidiomycota; Exobasidiomycetes; Ceraceosorales; Ceraceosoraceae
Source: the annotation of a GenBank genome assembly